Pocillopora meandrina is the source of this 705-nucleotide messenger RNA. The record is from the annotation of a GenBank genome assembly. NCBI's taxonomy places the organism in Eukaryota, Metazoa, Cnidaria, Anthozoa, Scleractinia, Pocilloporidae.
AUGGGGAAGAAAGGACUUAUACAGCUGAUGAUAAUUUUGUGGGCACCUACCAUAAGCGCAGUUCUCAUUGAAGGUAUUGUUGGAGGUGCUGUUCUUGUAAGUGGCUACUUGGGGCCUAAAAUUUAUUGUCAUUUCACUGAAUGCUGUAAGAACAAGUGGAUUAAACCCAACAUAACGGGUUUACAGUCAGCCCUUCGGAGGCGUGUUUUUGGUCAACACUUGAUCACCGAGACCGUUUUAAAGGCUCUUGUUGGACAUUUGAACAACAAGUCGCCUGAUAAAGCGUUAGCCCUUUCCUUCAACGGCUGGACAGGAUCAGGAAAGAACUUUGUGAGCAAAAUCAUUGCCGAACAUAUCUUCAAAAAGGGAUUGGAGAGUGAUUAUGUUCAUCAGAUCAUAGCAACCCAUGAAUUCCCUCAUCAGUCCGAAGUAGACUUUUACAAACGACAGCUGCGUAAUCGAGUGAUAGGUUCGGUAUCAAAGUGCCCCAGAUCGCUAUUUAUCUUCGACGAAAUGGACAAGAUGCCAGUAGGCCUCAUAGAUGUGCUUAAACCCUUCUUAGAUCACUACCCUCCUGAUGUAGGCAAGAUCGAUUACCGUCAAAGUAUCUUCAUAUUCCUUAGCAAUUCGGGGGGUCAUCUUAUCAACAGUGCUGUUCUAAAACACUGGGAAAGACGGAAAGAAACGAGAAGACAUCAAGAUUAA